Molecule: messenger RNA, 1374 nt
Organism: Austrofundulus limnaeus
Lineage: Eukaryota; Metazoa; Chordata; Actinopteri; Cyprinodontiformes; Rivulidae
Product: GTPase IMAP family member 4-like
Exons: 2
Coding region: 355-1374 (339 amino acids)
Molecular function (GO): GTP binding
Source: RefSeq, a predicted model, not a curated record
UUCCCCUUGUGACACUAAAGUGAGUCACUUCCUGCAGAUGAUUUAUUUAAGAAGAGAAAACUCGUAAGUUUUGUCACAUAACAAAUGAGUUCAGUUAUUUUUUCUGUUAUCUCAGCCUGAGAAGAUGGAUAACCAUAAACUGGUUGGGUGGAAUGCUAGGUGUUUUAUUUUUACCUUCAAUUCAUUUCUUGUAAACGCUGGGAGAAGCUGCUGAGGUUUCAGUUUCAUUCUGACAGAAAGUAAAGGAACAGAAUAUAAACCCCUCCUGUCUCACUUCUUCACUCAGCUGCAGCUUCAGAUCUCCUCUUUUUAACAGAAACAGCUUCUCUAAACAGGACCGGCAGCUUUGGAACGAUGCUGAUAAACAACAGUGAGGUGAGGAUCGUGAUGGUGGGGAAGACCGGGAUUGGGAAGAGCGCCACCGGAAACACCAUUCUGGGUCAGAAGUUCUUCCAGUCCAAGUGCAGUCCCAAGUCUCUGACCGUGGACUGUGCCAAAGGUCAGGCUGAGCUGUAUGGACAGAAGGUGGCCGUCAUCGACACUCCAGGUCUGCUGGACACCAGGUUUGAUGAGGAGAAGACACAGAAAGAUCUGGGCCAGUGCAUCAGGUACGCUUCCCCUGGACCCCACAUCUUCCUCGUGGUCAUCUCUCUGACCAGGUUCACCGAGGAGGAGAAGCAGACGGUGCAGAAGAUUCAAAAGAUCUUUGGAGAGGCUGCAGACAGAUACAGCAUGGUCCUCUUUACUCAUGGAGACAACCUGGAAGACACCACGAUCGAAGAGUUCCUGGAUGAAGAUCCAAACCUGCAGGAGCUCGUGACCAGGUGUAACGGUCAGUACCACGUCUUCAACAACAAGCUGAAGGCUGACAACUCUCAGGUCGCUGAGCUCCUGCAGAAGAUCGAACUCAUCGUCCAGAAGAACGGAGGAAGCCACUACACCAACGAGAACUUUCAGGAGGCAGAGAGGCUGAUCGAGGAGGAGAAACAACGAAUCCUGAAGGAGCAGGAGGAGAAAAUCCGCAGAGAGAGAGAAGAACUGGAGCAAGAAAUCCAAGGAAAAUAUGAAGUGGAAAUGCAGAAAAUCAACGAGAGACUCCAGGCUGAGAGAGAGAGGGAGAAGAGGGAGAGAGAGGAGGAGAGGAAGAAAGAGAGGGAGGAGAUGAACGAAGAGAGGAGGAAGGAGUUCGAGAGGAUGAGAGAGGAAAGAGAGAGAGAGAGGCAGGAGAGAGCCAGAGAGCUGGAAGCUACGAAAAAAGAUUUAAUGGAGCAGAAAGACAGAGAGUUCAGACAACAAGAAGAGAGGCUGAGGUCUCAGUACGAGCAGAGAGCCAGGGGGCAGGCAGAGAGGAGGAGCGGCUGCACCAUCCUCUAA